CUGCGCGGGGCACGCUGGGAGUAGUGGUGUAUAGCUGGCAGCCUCUGGGGAGGUAGAGCUGACUACGCGGCGAGAGGAGCUUGUGGAUCCUUUUCUGCGGUCUCUAGAAUACCGCUCUGCCCUCUUAAGGGCUGGCUUUUUCGUGAGAGGUUUGCCUAAAACUGUAUAGUCCUGCACCUAGUUUCAACCUAAGGUUGUGGAAAGGGGCAGGUUUCCACAUAUCACCAAGCACUUCCGAGACACCAGGACCCAUUCAGGACCCCACUGAGAAACACCUCAUUAGAACAAAGGCACUUCUAUCACCCAGGAAAUUACAAGAGUUUCAAGAUCCCUGUGAUUUCACUUUAUUGAAAUGAGUGGUCGUAAAUCAAAGAGUAGCAACUUAAUACAAGCAGAAUACCUUUCACAGGUACAAAGAAUUUUACGUGAAAGAUUUUGUCAUCAGAGUCCACAUAGUAACCUAUUUGGAGUACAAGUGCAGUAUAAACACUUAAUUGAGCUGCUAAAAAGAACUGCUAUCCAUGGAGAAAGUAACUCUGUUCUCAUUAUUGGACCCCGAGGAUCAGGAAAGACCAUGUUAAUAAACCAUGCUUUGAAAGAACUAAUGGAAGUGGAAGAAGUGAGUGAAAAUGUAUUGCAAGUUCACCUAAAUGGACUGCUUCAAAUCAAUGAUAAAAUUGCCCUAAAGGAAAUUACAAGGCAAUUAAAUCUGGAAAAUGUAGUCGGAGAUAAAGUUUUUGGAAGCUUUGCUGAAAAUCUCUCAUUUCUUCUGGAAGCUUUAAAAAAAGGUGACCGGACUAGUAGUUGCCCAGUGAUCUUCGUAUUAGAUGAAUUUGAUCUUUUCACUCAUCAUAAAAACCAAACACUCCUCUAUAAUCUUUUUGACAUUUCUCAGUCUGCACAAACUCCAGUAGCAGUUAUUGGUCUUACAUGUAGAUUGGAUAUUUUGGAACUCUUAGAAAAAAGAGUGAAGUCACGAUUUUCUCACCGGCAGAUACACUUAAUGAAUUCAUUUGGUUUUCCACAGUAUCUUAAAAUAUUUAAAGAACAAUUAUCUCUACCUGCAGUAUUUCCAGACAAGAUUUUCGCUGAGAAGUGGAAUGAGAAUGUUCAGAAUCUCUCAGAAGAUAGGAGUGUGCGAGAAGUGCUGCAGAAGCAUUUCAAUGUUACCAAAAACCUGCGGUCUUUACACAUGCUGUUGAUGCUUGCUUUAAAUCGUGUAACACCAUCACACCCUUUUAUGACUGCAACAGAUCUGAUGGAGGCAAACCAGCUGUGUAGCAUGGACUCUAAAGCAAAUAUUGUACAUGGUCUGUCAGUCUUGGAAAUCUGUCUUAUCAUAGCAAUGAAACAUUUAAAUGACAUCUAUGAAGAGGAGCCCUUUAAUUUUCAAAUGGUUUAUAAUGAGUUUCAGAAGUUUGUUCAAAGGAAGGCCCAUUCUGUUUACAAUUUUGAGAAACCUGUUGUCAUGAAGGCUUUUGAACACUUACAACAAUUAGAAUUAAUAAGGCCCAUUGAAAGAACGACAGUAAAUGCACAGAGGGAGUACCAGCUGAUGAAACUGCUUUUGGACAAUACUCAAAUUAUGAAUGCUUUACAGAAAUAUCCUAACUGUCCUACAGAUGUUAGGCAAUGGGCAACAUCCUCACUAAGCUGGUUAUGAAUAUCACCAUGGCUUCGGUUAUGGAGUUUCUGGCUUACUAAAAGCUAACCAUAAGCUAUUGUCCUUUAACAAGAUAUGUUAUUACAUUUUUGUUACAUUUAUAAAGAUGUAUUUUUAUAUUAAUGGGAGACUGUUACACAUGUAGUAGCAUAGCUUGCCUUGCCUUUAAAUCAUGAGCAGUUCCAUGAUUUAUAAUUCCAGUGAUUUAGAUUAUAAGUAGCUGUUCAAAAAAAAAAAUAAAUGUGACUAUUUUAGGCAUUGAACCAUAUGCUUAUUUAA
Molecule: messenger RNA, 1942 nt
Organism: Phacochoerus africanus (Common warthog)
Lineage: Eukaryota; Metazoa; Chordata; Mammalia; Artiodactyla; Suidae
Gene: ORC4
Product: origin recognition complex subunit 4
Exons: 16
Coding region: 353-1663 (436 amino acids)
Biological process (GO): DNA replication initiation; DNA replication
Cellular component (GO): nucleus; nuclear origin of replication recognition complex
Molecular function (GO): ATP hydrolysis activity; DNA replication origin binding; ATP binding
Source: RefSeq, a predicted model, not a curated record